Messenger RNA from Aspergillus alliaceus, 810 nucleotides. RefSeq lists its product as uncharacterized. The record is from RefSeq and is a predicted model, not a curated record. Bases 211 to 705 code for a protein of 164 amino acids. NCBI's taxonomy places the organism in Eukaryota, Fungi, Ascomycota, Eurotiomycetes, Eurotiales, Aspergillaceae. The transcript is spliced from 2 exons.
AUUCUAAGAAAUGGGGAAGAUCAGGUUGGAUCACCAAUCAAUUCCGUCACUGCCAACGAUGACCGGGUGCAGACGUCACUGGUGCUAUUCCCGACGAUCAACAGAUGAAAAAGAAGUGCCACCAACUACCACAAAAGUAUUCCAGUUCACUUCCUUCUAAACUAUACUAUAAAAUUUCACAACCAGCAAAAGAACAUAGUAUCGCAUACAAUGAAUCCGAUCUUGCGCAGUGGCUCUAUGCUGAGGGUCGCCCGUCCUCGGUGUCCUUCACUCUACCGGUCUGGCCAGGUCUCUGCCCUGUCCUGGCGGCCUUAUGCCCAUAGCUCCUAUGGCGCGGAAGGGGAGACUCAAGCACAACAGCCGAACAAUCCUCGGAAUACUCCAACUAGGGACAUUGAACACCCCGGACCAGCUGCCCCAGAUGUCAGCAAGGGUUCCACGGCUUCCAGCUCUCACUCUCGCCCUUCGACAUCCCAGCAAGACAGAGACAAGGAAGACCCAGAGGAUACACCUACACGGAAAACAUCCAACAACGCAAACCCGACAAUUACUGACGGACGCCAAUCGCCCAAUGUUGACUCCGAAGGCAAUGUACGAUCAAAUGUUCCCGAUGAUGUGAAGCAACACAACAAAGAAAUGGACGAACGGUAUGAUCGACCCUACAACCACGUCAGUAACGAAGGGAAGGUCCAGAAAGGGUUUUAAAAAAAGCCCUUCUAUAGUCGGACGAGUGGUAUGGUCCGUGGCGAUCUUUCUUCUGAUCGGGUGGAAUUGGGAAAGUCACUAUCUGGUUGAUUAGAAGUUGAUCUA